GUUGUAUGGAUUUUGACGAGUUCGUGGAGUUCUUCCGCAGGGCCGGUCUGUUGCUGGAAUACAGAACCCUCGUUGGCCAGCUGAUGAUCUCCACCAGGCUGCCCGAGAUCCUGAACGCCCAGCUGCCACGGACGCCCUGCCAUGAUGACGCAGGCGUCCAGAUGCCGCGCACUUUCACGAGGUCGGCGGUGCCGAGCGAUACUGGUGGGAUCUGCCAGGAAGCCGAGGCCGGCGACCCGACGAGGACGGGAGCUUCCAGCCAUCCAGUGUCGCCACAGUGGCUUGCCAGCACUGCCUCCAGCACGAUGCGGGCGGCCAGCCUCGGCUCCUCCAGGAGGGGAGACCGGGCCGACGACGUGAUGGAGCAUGGGGCCUCUUUGGCCAGAGCCGUGAACCGCCAGAAGUCGAAGACGGGCCCCCUCAACCGCGAGGAGUCUGGCUAG
Messenger RNA from Prorocentrum cordatum, 443 nucleotides. NCBI's taxonomy places the organism in Eukaryota, Dinophyceae, Prorocentrales, Prorocentraceae. The record is from the annotation of a GenBank genome assembly.